UCCUGGGUCGGCACCACCCGCAGAACGGACGGGGCUACUUAACGGGUCUGGCCGAGUCGUCCUGCUCAUUUCGGCCGUCGACAUGGAGGCGGCAACGACCACACUGCUGGCCUCAGGCGCCCAGAACGCCUGCCCCGCCGUCUCCCUCUUCACGCUCUUCUUCGUGACGCUGAGCGCGCGCCGGGACCGCGACGAGCUGAAGCGGCCGCCGCCGCCCCUGCAGUCGCCCGCCUUCGACUUCAUCGUCGUGGGCGGCGGGUCGGCGGGCUCCGUCCUGGCCAGCCGCCUUAGCGAAGUCCAGCACUGGAGGGUGCUGCUCCUGGAGGCCGGCGGCACGGAGCCCCCGGAGACCCAGGUCCCCGCCACCUACAGGUGCGUGGCCCUGGACUUGGGCGACCCCCUGAUCCCCAGUAUCACUGCUUCCUGCACGCCCCGCCCUGUCCACCGGCUCCCGACGCCAUACCCGCCAAACAUUUCGCCCACACCGCCUUAUCUCCCGACAUGCGAGUGUUCACGUCUGGAAUUCCCCGUGGCCUGGUCACUCCUCACUCCGGCCGUGGCAUGCCAUUUUCUUGCUCUUUCUUUCGGUGAGAAACCCAUCCGCUUCCGCAACAUUUGUAUGUCUCCCACCCCUACCCUUUCUCUC
Messenger RNA from Frankliniella occidentalis (western flower thrips), 646 nucleotides. RefSeq lists its product as uncharacterized. The record is from RefSeq and is a predicted model, not a curated record. Lineage: Eukaryota; Metazoa; Arthropoda; Insecta; Thysanoptera; Thripidae. The transcript has a single exon. Gene Ontology annotation, molecular function: flavin adenine dinucleotide binding; oxidoreductase activity. The annotation marks the transcript as partial.